UUAAGAUCGCAUUAGUCAGUACUAGCUACUUAGGCAAACUACCUUUCCAUACAAAAAGACCGGUAUUUUUUAUCAAAAGACAAGUGAACAGACAACUAUUUAGUUUAGAAAAUAAAGGCACAGAAGCUAACGAUGGAUAUCGGGUCUCUUUUGCAGGACACAUGUCCUGGAAACCUACAGGGUAUGUCAGGAUAUUUUUUUCUGACUUUGUUGAACAGUUUAAUGAGUUCCAAGUGCAAGUUAGCUAACACUAACGACUAUACAGAAGACUAUGCGCCCAGAUUGAAAGACGGAGAUGAAUUUGACUUUAUAGUGGUAGGUUCUGGGUCAGCUGGAGCAGUGGUAGCGAAUAAGCUAAGUGAAAAUCCCAACUGGAAAGUGUUGGUACUGGAAGCUGGAGGUUAUCCAUCAGCAACUAGUGAUAUACCAGCACUUCUAUUUAGUGCUUCAGGACACGAAGAAGACUGGCAAUAUCGAACGGAACCCUCUCCACUGUCUUGCCUAGGAUUCAAGAACGAGCAGUGUAUAUGGCCAAGGGGAAAAGCUCUCGGGGGCAGCAGUAUUUUAAAUGCCAUGAUGUACGUCAAAGGAAAUAAAAGAGAUUACGAUACCUGGGAAGAAUUGGGGAAUACGGGAUGGGGUUGGGACACUGUAAAAGAAUAUUUUAAGAAACUAGAAAAUAUGCAAGUUCAAGGAGUUAGUGAUCAGUAUGGAAGAGAUGGUUAUAUGACGCUAAAUAGAUAUCCUUCAGAUCAACCAAUUGUCACAAUAUUAGACGAUGCGUUCAAAGAAAUGAAAUACCCCCAACUAAAGGAAGAAAACCCGGCGAACCCUCUAGGAACGUUGACAGCUUUCCAAUGUAUCAAAAAUGGAAUUAGAUUCAAUACAGGAAGAGCCUUUUUGGGCCAAGUUAAAAGCAGAUCAAACUUGAUGACAGCUCUAUACUCUUUUGUUCAGAAAGUAAUAAUAGAUCAAAAAAAUAAAUCAGCAACUGGAGUACAAGUAAAAGUGGGCGAGAGAAUAAUAAACCUUAAAGCUAAAAAAGAGGUUAUAGUUUCUGGUGGAUCCAUCAAUUCGCCACAGCUGUUGAUGCUGUCUGGUGUAGGCCCCAAAGAUCAUCUACAAGAAGUGAAAAUCGACCUCAUUAAAGAUUUGCCAGUUGGAGAGCACUUAGAAGAUCAUGCAUUGCAUGUCGGAUUUUUCGUAGAGCUAAAUCCUGAAAUACAGUCAACGGAAAAUCAGUUGGAUAUGAUCUAUAAGUACUUUGCCCACCAAGAAGGAGUAUUAGGAACCAUCCUGAUCACCAAUUUCUGGGAUUUCAUAAACACAAAGAAUGACUCACCUUACCCAAAUAUGCAACAUCACUAUCUUCUAUAUCGCGUUAAUGACACUUAUGCGACAUCUGGGUUUCCCACAUCAAUUGGACUUAAAGACGAGAUCUUGGCAAACAUAAAUGAUGCGAUCAAAGAAAGACCACUCCUGCAAAUUGCCUCUACUCUACUAAAUCCAAAAUCUCAUGGAAAAAUUAUGUUAAGAAGCAGCAAUGCCCAAGAAAAACCUUUAAUAUAUUCCGGAUAUUUUUCAGAUCAGAAUAACGAGGAUAUGACAGUGAUGCUGGAAUCUUUAAGGUUUUUGGAAAAAUUAUUAGAAACUUCCCCACUGAAAGAGCAUGAUCCACGUAUAACGCAGCUAGAUCUUCCAGAAUGUAACAAAUUUGAAUUCCGUUCAGACGACUACUGGAAGUGCUCUCUAAGAUAUCACACUACAACUGUCUACCACCCCACGGGAACCUGUAAGAUGGGACCCUCAGACGAUGGAACUGCUGUAGUUGAUCCAGAGCUGAGAGUUUUUGGAAUCGAUAACUUAAGAGUGGCUGAUGCUAGUAUUAUGCCAAAAAUAGUCAGUGCUAACACGCAUGCCCCCACCAUGAUGAUUGGUUAUAAAGCGGGAGUGAUGAUCAGCAAGUACUGGAAUGAUAAACAUGUUGAAUUAUAAGUGUUAAAAAUGUUGUAUUGUUUUGUAUUUAGAUUUUAAAUAAAGACUACUUUUUAUAU
Messenger RNA from Diabrotica balteata, 2054 nucleotides. Lineage: Eukaryota; Metazoa; Arthropoda; Insecta; Coleoptera; Chrysomelidae. The record is from the annotation of a GenBank genome assembly.